UUUUGGCCUACUGAUAGCAGUGGACAGAUCGUAGUGUUUUUAUUUGAAAAAUGCUUUUCGUCCUCUUUUCACACGCAGUAACACAUUUCAUCAAAGAGAAUAAAAAUAGUAACGUCAUUCAGAAGGUACUUUAAAGACAAGAAUCUGACUUAAUUCUGUACUAUUCAUUGUAACAAACUAAUUGUUUAAUUUAUUUAUCAUAGAAUACUUAUGUAGUUGUUUUAUAAUGAAUAAAUGGUACAUAGAUUUACCUACAAUGCAAUAGCGUAGUAUUACAUGCAGAUAAAAUUGAAUUAUGCCUUUUGUUUCAGUUUUAAAACUGAACUAUUUUGUCUACUCAUAGUUUUCCAAUUGGUCUCAACAAUGGUGUUUGAUGAAAAUGGAGAUAAUAUUAACUUCAGCUCAGAAGAGCAAGCUCAACUGGAAGUGAGAUCUGUGUUCAUAAAUUGUGAACCUGAGGAAGGAAAUGUGUCACCCGACAGCGAAGCGACCCGGUUCGAACGAGAGGAACUGUUCAAACACAGCGUUCUUCACGACUGCAACAAAAAACUAGCUCUUACUGUCAAAAUAACCAGCGAGCCCAAUAGUUCGGGGGAUGAGUACCUUCCUAUUGAGCACGUUUUUGAAGGCGUGAACAAGAAGCGCAUACGGCUCCUCGACCCCUACAUACUGCGCCUGCGAAGAGAACCACCGCUACAGGCUUACAAGCUACGCAGAGUUGAUACUAUAAGUGGUGUACUAAUCGACUCCGAAGGAAGAACUCUUCGCGAAAGUCAGAGAAAUACAAGAAACCGCGUCGAACGUGACUUAAGUCAUAGUUCAGAAGACCACGGCUGGACUAUUGAAUACAUUCAACAUUCACCAAGCUACACAGUCACGCCAGAAAAUUUAGAAUUGCAACAAACUUCUGCACUGGCGGAUGUAAAUUCAGCUCUCCAAGACUCCAGCAGCUGUGUCAAAAAGCGCAGCUUGUGUACCAAUGCAUUAAAUACUACUAUAGGUAAACGAAAUAAACGCAACGUACACAACAUUUUAGUCGAAGAAUCCACCGACGAAAACAAUCCAUGGAACUCUAAAGAACAUUUCUACCGGAUAUCGGACUCGGAUAAGGACAAGUUCCGCGCCGAAAACUACGAGGACAGUUCAGACGACGAUGGUCCUAGCAGAUCUGUCCUCAGCUCUAACCAUAAUAAAGAUAAUUCCAGAAACCCUGAAGCUAAUGCUAAAACUCAACCUGAGGAUAAAAUACGUCACAAGAAAAACUUUCGAUCUAAAUUUAAAAUGUUCAUGACUAAAGACAGUUUUUCCAGACUUGGUAAAAUUAAAUCAUCGGAAAAAUCGAAAACAAAUUCUCCUUCUACGAGAUCAAAAGAAGUUCAAGAGCGUAGUGCUCUUAAAGAAACAAAUGAAAGACCAGAAAACGAGAGCGAUGAUUUUAGCUCCGAUCAAACUGAAGUUAGUGAAAAAGAUUAUGCUGUUUACGAAAUAGGCAAUCCCGAAUUGUGGUACACUGUUCAUGUACAGCUGUUUGAAAAAUUGAGCACUCCUGACGGCAAAACUGUGUGGAAUGAUCUAACCAAAGGUGAACAAGCAAGUGUAAGUUCAACGUCACCCGAAUGGACUGGUCAAGAUUUAACUGUGCGUUAUCGCCCCGCUGAAUGGAUCCCAAGAGAAGAGUUUUCUUUGCCGAUGGCUAGUCUUUGCCUUUUGGCACCGAUACGCGCUGCAAACAUUGACUCCUUCUCAGAAGCAAAUGCUACAUACUACAAUAGUGUUGCCGAUGACGGUGGAUACAUCGUAGUCCCUGAAGAAGAUGUCAUGGGCUUGAAGGUGGACGAAAUGAAUAUUGAUAAACGCGAUGAAAACAACACGGAUUCAGAACUCAUUACCAAGACUGACGACCGAACCGAACAAUUGCAGGCUCGUCGCCGGGUAGUAGUACGAACAUCGAGAGCAUUGUUAGGUGGGGCGGAUGACAAAGUAAAUAUCGCCUUCCAAGGAACUGACAAAUAUCUGACUUUACCACACCGUCGUCCGCACCAUGCGCAAAUUGAUUUAGAAGCUCGAGCUGAUGAAAAUGAACUCGUUCGUAUUGGCGCGUCUGGGCGAAUUGCGAUAGCCGUAGCUGACAACACACGAAAAACACGAACUAUCAUAACAUUGCAGGUUGGAAACACAGGCUUAGCAGCUGCUCGCUUCAGAGUUGCGACACGAGACUGCGGCCCGGCCUUAUCGGAUCUGAUGGACGACAAAAAUCAGGCGGUGACAAUGGCCGGCCCUGUGCUAAUUCCUCCGCGACACACGAGAAGUUUGCGGCUGGAGCUGCCUAUCGAUAUCCCCAUCGAUGUCGCACACUGUUCCGGUAACAUCCAAUACUUAAUAGCCGACUUUGGGGAAGUUAGAUAUGGUGUAUAUUUUUUACCCAAUGUAAUAAAUUUUGCAGUAACGUUACUUAAUGACGAAGACAAGUCAGUGGCUGUGAGAGAUGUCGCUAUCAAGAAAGGAGAUCGUUGCUUCUGUGUGUGGCAUUGUGACUGCGUCUGCCUCUCCGAUGACCCGAAGCUAAUUUGCCGGCAUAUGGCGGAGGCUCGCCAGUCGGCCGCAGGGCUGUCCCCACACGACAGGACUCGCCACGCUCGCUCCGCCUGCUACGAAGAUGAUAUCACCAUCAACAUUUUCGUCAUAAUUACUGGCGUCCUUAUAGCACUUUUAUUACUUGGUCUCAUUAAAGCGUUUAUGGGCCUCAUAUUUCGUUGCGUCGGUACCGCGGGCUUAGACCAACUGGUACAGAUCCCGCGCAAAAUAGACCACUAUUAUGAAAGUUCCCUCUGUUCGCGCAAGGUGGAGUAUGACUGUGAUGGCUACCCUGUCCACCCGGAUACCAGAGAGAGGACUGUCCGUUACAUCAGCCUCCCCAUGGAAUUUCUACUGAAUGCGGUAUUCUUUAUCAUCGUCCCUGUCAUCGUUAUGUACGAAGCCAUCAGACAAUUAAUAUCUCGUUGCAAGACAGGAAAAACUAAAAAUGUUUGUGUGAUGUCUACCAAGAGCGAUACUAAAAAGUGCUUUAGCAGUCAAGACAUGCAGGGACUGGCGAUGCGGUGGCGACGGCGUCGAGGUGGCUUGCGUAGGUGGAUGACACCUGAGGCACAGGAACUCUCCAAAGACCUUUGGAAGGAAGGCCUCGCGCCGGUGCAAACCGAUAUGCGUCCACUGCUACGUGAACCCCGACACGAAGCUGUGGCCACAGAGACGCGAGAAAACGAGUCCUGUGUGGACUCUGAGCAGGACGACACUGACUAUGUCCUUACUCAGAUGCAGAAAAGUAGAGAAUCACUUUCUGCUCUCAGGCACGGUUGAUCGACCGAAACGUUUUAAUUAUAACGCAAUUUGCAGAUCUUGAAGCAAAAAUAUAAAUCGUGGUGGAUUCUAAAUUUGGAAAUGAUUACUGAACUGCGUGCCUAUACUUGAUAGUAGACUGAUAUCUAAAAACUAAUUACAGUAUUUUGUUAUCUAUAUAUUGUCUUCAUGACUUUCUAAUUAAAACAACUUUACUCGCGGUAUUCUGUAAUUUUCGGUAUAGCGUAUCUUUAUUAUAGACGAAUAAUGGACAAUAUAUUAAUACAAGUAAUAACUAAUCUUGUUUU
Messenger RNA from Trichoplusia ni (cabbage looper), 3644 nucleotides. RefSeq lists its product as uncharacterized. The record is from RefSeq and is a predicted model, not a curated record. The transcript has 17 exons. Bases 277 to 3357 code for a protein of 1026 amino acids. NCBI's taxonomy places the organism in Eukaryota, Metazoa, Arthropoda, Insecta, Lepidoptera, Noctuidae.